This is a messenger RNA of Pan troglodytes (chimpanzee), 2097 nucleotides long. It is a transcript of the gene PATR-DMB, whose product is annotated as major histocompatibility complex, class II, DM beta. Gene Ontology annotation, cellular component: membrane; MHC class II protein complex. Bases 964 to 1755 code for a protein of 263 amino acids. The transcript is spliced from 6 exons. Gene Ontology annotation, biological process: antigen processing and presentation; immune response. Lineage: Eukaryota; Metazoa; Chordata; Mammalia; Primates; Hominidae. The record is from RefSeq and is marked provisional.
ACACAGGGGUGUUUAGGGUUUGGCGGAAGGCAGGUGAGCUCUGGGCACUGACCCAUCACCAGCUAUUUUUCAAGGAGUCUGAGAGGUGUUAACCUGCGGUCUACCCCAUGAGAUUGCUCAGAGUGUAGGAGGAUAUGGUUUACUAGCUCCGGAAAGCAGCUAUUAUAACUGAGGAGGAAAUGAAGCUUGACUGGCUAGAACAGAAGCAACAAUGGAGGCCCAUGGAGGGAUUUUCCAGGCCCCUAUUCCUGAUCUCUAUGGUGGCGCUGCUUCCCUUAUUCUGCAGUCUUGCUUUGAGACCAGACAAUUCUGUACUCUGUCUGUGCCUUCUUCCUUCUCAGCAGCCCUGCCUCUGCCACCUGCCCCAGAAGGGCUCUGGGUCCUCUCAUCUCAGGACAGACAAGGGUUUUUGUAAUUAUCUUCUUGGGUAACCUCCCUGUAAGGAAUAGGAGAGGUUAUCUGGUCCUGGUCUUUUGAGAGAGCAUUGAGAAGAAAAAGUUAAACCAGUGGGCAGCCCAGGCUGCAUACAUCCUGGGAAUAUUGCGAUUAUUCUCUCCAGUAAUCUACGGAAAUCUACUGGUUGUUCUGCAGAAAAAGAAUUAAGAGAGACCAGGAAACCUGUUGUCUAAGACUAAGGCAGGAUGAGGUUUACCUAGUAACUGAUGAUGCUAGGCUGAGGCACUCAGCGAUUUGUCUCUACAUCUGUCCCUGCCUACCUAGCCAAUCUGUCCCUGUUUGGGACACUGGACUCCCGUGAGCUGGAAGGAACAGAUUUAAUAUCUAGGGACUGGGUAUCCCCAAAUCACUCAUUUGGGGGGUCAAGGGACCCGGGCAAUAUAGUAUUCUGCUCAGUGUCUGGAGAUCAUCUACCCAGGCUGGGGCUUCUGGGACAGGCGAGGACCCACGGACGCUGGAAGAGCUGGUCCAGGGGACUGAACUCCCGGCAUCUUUACAGAGCAGAGCAUGAUCACAUUCCUGCCGCUGCUGCUGGGGCUCAGCCUGGGCUGCACAGGAGCAGGUGGCUUCGUGGCCCACGUGGAAAGCUCCUGUCUGUUGGAUGAUGCUGGGACUCCAAAGGAUUUCACAUACUGCAUCUCCUUCAACAAGGAUCUGCUGACCUGCUGGGAUCCAGAGGAGAAUAAGAUGGCCCCUUGCGAAUUUGGGGUGCUGAAUAGCUUGGCGAAUUUCCUCUCACAGCACCUCAACCAACAAGACACCCUGAUGCAGCGCUUGCGCAAUGGGCUUCAGAAUUGUGCCACACACACCCAGCCCUUCUGGGGAUCACUGACCAACAGGACACGGCCACCAUCUGUGCAAGUAGCCAAAACCACUCCUUUUAACACGAGGGAGCCUGUGAUGCUGGCCUGCUAUGUGUGGGGCUUCUAUCCAGCAGAAGUGACCAUCACGUGGAGGAAGAACGGGAAGCUUGUCAUGCCUCACAGCAGUGCGCACAAGACUGCCCAGCCCAAUGGAGACUGGACAUACCAGACCCUCUCCCAUUUAGCCUUAACCCCCUCUUACGGGGACACUUACACCUGUGUGGUAGAGCACAUUGGGGCUCCUGAGCCCAUCCUUCGGGACUGGACACCUGGGCUGUCCCCCAUGCAGACCCUGAAGGUUUCUGUGUCUGCAGUGACUCUGGGCCUGGGCCUCAUCAUCUUCUCUCUUGGUGUGAUCAGCUGGCGGAGAGCUGGCCACUCUAGUUACACUCCUCUUCCUGGGUCCAAUUAUUCAGAAGGACGGCACAUUUCCUAGAGGCAGAAUCCUACAACUUCCACUCCAAGUGAGAAGGAGAUUCAAACUCAAUGAUGCUACCAUACCUCUCCAACAUCUUCAACCCCCUGACAUUAUCUUGGAUCGUAUGGUUUCUCCAUCCAAUUCUUUGAAUUUCCCAGUCUCCCCUAUGUAAAACUUAGCAACUUGGGGGACCUCAUUCCUGGGACUAUGCUGUAACCAAAUUAUUGUCCAAGGCUAUAUUUCUGGGAUGAAUAUAAUCUGAGGAAGGGAGUUAAAGACCCUCCUGGGGCCCUCAGUGUGCCAUAGAGGACAGCAACUGAUGAUUGUUUCAGAGAAAUAAACUUUGGUGGAAAUAUUGUU